UUAAUGAGAGACUUUUUCAAAACGGCUUGUGAUUUCUUCCUUCUGACUCCUGCAGGAGUGCAUCGCCAUCCAUCGUUCCAGUGGUCGGGGAAUGACAGCCAUUGAUGGCUCGUCCGGGUGGACAAGGGAGCGGGUCUCUGAGAACAGGACUCCGGAAACUGCCCGACUCGCCGGCCAGCAAUGAUACUCAGACGCAGACACGGCAAGGAACUCUCACCAAUCAAAUACGGCCCCCAGCCGCCUUGCUAGCUCAAUCGGUAGAGCGUGAGACUCUUAAUCUCAAGGUUGCGGGUUCGACCCCCGCGUGAGGCUCAAAUCCUCGCAGCGAUUGUGUGCAAGUUCUU
Colletotrichum godetiae is the source of this 344-nucleotide messenger RNA. RefSeq lists its product as uncharacterized. The record is from RefSeq and is a predicted model, not a curated record. The transcript has a single exon. Lineage: Eukaryota; Fungi; Ascomycota; Sordariomycetes; Glomerellales; Glomerellaceae. The coding region runs from base 105 to 308 and encodes 67 amino acids.